UUUCUUUCCCAUUUUCUAUGUCCUUUGCAUAUGGGCUUCUUCUCAAGAAAAUGGCGACUAGGUUGCUGAGGUUGGGGUCAGCGGUCCGAAAUAACACCAACUUGGUUAAAGUUGGUUGUAAAUGGCAGUCAACAUCAGUUGAAGCUUAUAAACAUAAGCUGAUAAAUGUUCCUGCAACACAAGUAACAGUUCUGAACAGUGGACUACGUGUAGCGUCUGAAGAUAGUGGUUCGCCAACUGCCACAGUAGGGAUUUGGAUUGAUGCUGGGUCAAGAUAUGAGGAUGAUAACAAUAAUGGAGUUGCUCAUUUUUUAGAGCAUAUGGCUUUCAAGGGAACUGCAAGCCGUUCACAGACGGACAUGGAGUUGGAGAUUGAGAAUAUGGGUGCCCACUUGAAUGCAUAUACUUCUAGGGAGCAGACAGUUUAUUAUGCCAAGUGUCUGAGUGAUGAUGUACCAAAGGCUGUAGACAUCAUUGCUGACAUUGUCCAGAAUUCGAAACUCGGUGAGGCAGAAAUUGAACGAGAGAGGGGCGUGAUCCUUCGUGAGAUGCAGGAGGUUGAAAGCAAUCUUCAAGAAGUUGUUUUUGAUCAUCUUCAUUCAACGGCGUUUCAGGGAACUGCACUCGGACGUACCAUCUUAGGACCAACCAAUAUAAUCAAACGCAUCACGAGGAACGAUCUACAGGAUUACGUCAAGACGCACUACAAGCCGUCACGUAUCGUGCUCGCGGCAGCCGGCGGUGUCAACCACAAUGAACUGGCGAAGGUUGCAGAAAAGAAGUUUGGUGGACUCAAAUCAACUUAUGAAGGAGAAAUCCCUAUUCUUCCACACUGCAGAUUUACAGGCUCUGAGAUCCGAGUACGUGACGACUCGAUGCCACUUGCUCAUGUUGCGAUCGCUGUUGAGGCUUGCGGUUGGUCCGAUUCUGACAACAUCCCACUGAUGGUGGCUAACACAGUAAUUGGCGCGUGGGAUCGAUCGCAGGGCGGCGGAACUAACAACGCCUCUCGUCUUGCGGCCGCGGCUACCGAGAGCAACCUCGCGCACAGCUUUCAGUCUUUCAACACGUGCUACACGGACACGGGCCUUUGGGGAAUAUACUUCGUCUGUGAUCCGCUCCAGUGUGAGGAUAUGCUUUUCAAUGUUCAAACUGAGUGGAUGAGAUUAUGUACCAGUAUAACCGAUGGCGAGGUAGAAAGGGCUCGGAAUCUGCUGAAGACCAGUAUGUUGCUUCAGCUAGACGGCACGACGCCCGUUUGCGAGGACAUCGGUCGCCAGAUGCUGUGCUACAAUCGUCGCAUUCCUCUUCACGAAUUGGAAUCCAGAAUUGAGAAGGUGACGGCUAAAGACGUUCGAGAGGUAGCGAUGAAGUACAUCUAUGACCGGUGCCCGGCAGUGGCGGCCGUCGGUCCGGUCGAGAAUCUGCCCGAUUACGCCCGCAUCAGAUCGUCCAUGUAUUGGCUGAGGGUGUGAACGGAGUACAGGUUUUAAUAGAAGGGAAGAAUAGUCAUCAUCAGAAUCAACAUGUUGCAAAUUGUGGCUCCAUCGCAAUGAACUCGAACAUUGUCUGACUAAAGAAUUUCUUUAGGGACGCAUUUGCAAAAUAACAUUUCAGAUAAUUUGUACAUUUUCUCUAUACUUUCAUUCUUCAUUUUGUUUCAAGUCAAAUGUUUCAGCUUGCAUGUAAAUUGUUAAACCUGUUUUAAGAUGUGAAUAUUUAAGAAAGUGAGAAACAGUGACUAAAAUUUGUGUUUGUUGCACUUGUGCAUAGUAAACAAUACUGACAAAUUGAUGUAGAAAACAGUUUUGUUAGCAAGGCGCAGGAUUUCCUCAUUUGAUGGAUUGUCUUGCAUUCUGUACCAUUGAUGUGUCUUGUUGGAAGAGGAUGUUAUGAGAUGAGAAUGAUUAUUGAAGGACCCAUCCACGACAUUAAUUCUUCAACCCCGUCCACCAGUCCAACAUCCCGAGUCUUCUGCGUCACAUUCCUCAAUCCCGCGUACUUAGUACGUUCAUUGCGACGCUGACUUUGGCGUCAUUUUUGUAUCCAACAUUUCAGUAAAUUAAAAUUUGUUGGUAGCUGCUGACGAUGAAAAUGUU
This is a messenger RNA of Zootermopsis nevadensis, 2099 nucleotides long. RefSeq names its product Ubiquinol-cytochrome c reductase core protein 1 (gene UQCR-C1). The record is from RefSeq and is a predicted model, not a curated record. NCBI's taxonomy places the organism in Eukaryota, Metazoa, Arthropoda, Insecta, Blattodea, Termopsidae. Gene Ontology annotation, cellular component: mitochondrion. Gene Ontology annotation, molecular function: metal ion binding; metalloendopeptidase activity.